UCGCGGCGAUCUCUAGGAUCGCAACCCCCGCCUGUGCGUCUCUGCGACAGCUUUAGACAAUUCCUCGAUCGCGGUAGCACCCACAAGAUCGGUCAUCGUUCACGAUUCCACGAGUUUCGCUCCGGCGAAGAAACCAUACGCGGAACGGUGUUAUGAUCCCACCGAGGCAGAAGACGUUUUCGGAGCAAAAGGAGAUCGGUCGCGAAGUCAGUGUUUCGUAAGUGAUCGUGGAUUGGACGAUGAAUCGACCAGUGACAACCAGUUGUUCGAUAGAGGAUAAAGGAAAGAACGUGUGAUUUGAACGCGGAGAGAAGGCUGAAAGUGCGAUUUUAACGAUUAUACGGUGUGCGUGUAUGCUACGGUUCGCUCGACACCCGUGGGAAGCUGUACGAAUCACGGAUUAAUGCACGCCGGAAAUCACAGCAUGGAGGACAUGGUGACGGUCGCCAGUACCAGCACUCCAAGCACGAACACGGUUCAUCCCAGUGUGAACGACAUGGACUGGUUUGCCGGUGUGGCCGAGGAAGAACUGUUGUACUACACGGGCGUCGGCAACGACGUCGACUCUCUUUGGGCUGUGAUCGGAAGCUUCGUACCACCGCCUCCUAGACCACCUUAUUUACCAGAGGAGGCUGUUACCACUGACGGACUCACCACCUGUGAUUUGUGUUCGUGGGCGUGGAGGAACGACAGGCAUUCCUUUUCUCUCGACGGUACUCUCGAAGCGCCUGGAGAACUUGGAUGGGUGCUCACUCUGGUGAUUGUUUCCCUAGUGUCAGCUGGGAUCGGGGCGGUGGUCAUGGUCACCCUCCUUCACUGUCGGAGAUUGAAGAGUACCGGUGGGAGAGGUAAGAUCAGUUUCACGGAUUACAAUAAAAUGCACGUUUUUACGAUGAGUCUGGCAGCGAGCUGCUGCAGCGUCGGCGUCGAGGACUCGAACGCUCAGGAAGCCGGUGCCACAGCUGGUGGAGGCGGGUCUGGCGGUGGCGUGGCCGUUAUACCGGAUCGACCACCCUUAGAACUCGAUAAGCUACCGCCUUAUCACGACGUUGCUCCUACUCCUGGGCACAAUGUGUGGUCGUGGUUAGGCUCGCGACGUGGCGGUGGUACGCCAGGAGUCGUCACGACGCCUCUUUCUCUUCCGCAACAUAGACGGGCGAUGAAUCUUCCAGUGGAGAACCACUACACCCACAUGCAAACGGACGAAGCGCUGUACGCAGAACUGGACUCUCAGGCCGCGAGCUACGCUAGCGAUCUGCAGCUACAAAUGAGAGGAAGCUCGACAUACGGUACAACUUCCGGCGGGCAGGACGACGAGUACCACGAGUUGGACGCUGCGAGGUUACAUCGUCAUUACGGCGGAGGCAACGGGGACGGAUCUCUCCGAGGGGAUACGCUUCGAACCCGCCAUAGUAAAAGGUUACAAGAACCGGAUUACGAGAUGUACGAGAACGGGCCGUCGACUCCGGUGCCGCCGGGUCAGAUACAACAUCAUCAUCACCACCAUCACCACCACAAUCAUCACCAUCAUCAUCCGGAGUUACGGAUCGGUAGCAGGAACGGUGAACAUCCGUCGUAUCAGAACACGGCGUACACCGGAAGCGACGCUGAACCGGAUGGUCCGACGUUGAGCAGCGCACCCAGCAGCGCUUACUAUAGUGACCUUAGCUCCAAUUCCACGAACCAGCAGAUGCCUGCAGCCGCUUCGGCGACCAACACGAACCUUCAUCUAAACUCUCAGGGUCUGGAGAGUUCGCAGUAUCGAUUGGCGGCGAUUAACGAAAGUUCAGUGCCUUCGGACUACAUCUAAACGUUCAAACUGGUGAAGUGAGGAUUAGUCUGUUCGAAUGUUCCUUUAAGUUGUGACGAGGUGUUACUGGAAAGUGCGAAUGUUGGUUGUGAAUCGUUUGGAAGUGGAGCUUUCGAUGGUGCUCUAUUUAUUUUUCUACGAAGACUUGGAAGACUUUAAUGAUGUGGACUGAGGUAGUUUGAACGAAGAUGAAAUGAUGGAAGUUCAUGGGUGACUGUAGACAAAAAUUUAAUUUAAUCGAAAACUAUUGAGUCUGAUUGACGAAAGUUCUGUUCUAAUUCACUGUGGCUAUCGACGUGUUAAGAAAUAGCAGACGAAUUGCAGGAAUUUCUUUGAGGAAGCCAGUGCCAUAAUUUUCAAUUUGCAGUUCUCACAUUUCGAAUAGACUCAGAAAUUGAUACUUAUCAAACAUGCGAAUGGUGCAGUUACAGCGAAAGCGACUUCCGUCGAAUUAGCAUUCCGAAUAAACGAACAAUAAAUUUCUACGAGAUUAAUUACCCGGCAGGAAACGCUAUCACCGUAACCGCAACAUAACUUUCGUACAAAUUAAUCAAGCUCGAUGAAACAAUUAAUUGUUACGUUACGCAAGGAAACGUGCAGCUUGUAACGCGACUUCUGAACAAAUCAGAAGCCACAUUUGCAAACUGUGAACCGUGAACGAACGUCAUUAUUGUUCUGCUCUCAGGGAAUGGCCGUCCAUAGUGAAUUAGUCUUCCGGUUUAUUAGUACGAAUGUAUCUCACGUGUACGUAACUCGUGUUAUUCUGAUCUGAUGCAAUAGUGCGACUAGGAACAAUCGAGCGUUAUUUCGUGCCUUAAUAGAGCUCACUCGCGAAUGCGAGAUCGGAGAAUCGCAGAGGUAACGAAAACGAGUUUCAUAACGAGAUCGAGUGCAAUGAAGUCGUUUCGAGGAACAAGUGUUUCGUAAUUUGACGUUUCAAGACUUUCAAUAAGCACCUUUGGUAACUCUACCCUCGUAUUUCGAGCGAAAUGACUCAAGAUCAUGCUUCAACUUUUUAGCUGAAAAUAAUUUCUGGAAGUCUUCUAAAUUCCUAAUGCAAAUUUUUCAAUUUCAAUACUUCAGAUUCAUAAACUUUUAAUGUUUCAAAUUUAUAAAUAUUCAAUGUUUCGAAUAUCUGAAUGUGAAUAUCUGAAUCUUAAUUCUCGAUUUGCAAAUUAAAAAGACUUCGAUAAACGUAACACGGUGCACAGUACUAUAUUAGCGUUAGUGAGAAGCUCGUUUCGCGAUAUCGUGUGAAAGUAUUCGUCAGUGAAUCGUUAAACAGGAUUCCCGGCCUUCGUCAAGCUCAAUCGUUUAUCUUCGACCCUCGUUCACCGCUGGAAUUAAUUCGUUUCACCCGAUUCGGCAGGACUCGUUUAAUCGUCGCCGUCGUGUUCUCUUAAUUACCUUCCCUUCGGACAGUCCCGAUUGUUCCUUCGACAGAACACGAACUGGAAGAGACAUUCUACCUUGGGAUUCUCCGCAGAGUCCGCUUUUACGUCUUUCAUUUGUGUCUCACCUGCGCCAGCCUGUCCACGCGCAAUCACUGCACACCUUCCCGACUCGUAGCCACUCUUUACCGCCCUGGCUGAUACAAAUUCACCUGUUACACAUUGACUUUGAUAUUUUAACUGAAACUCUCACAUUGCAAAAUUUUGUCAGAAACUCAUGAACCCUUUGCGCGAGGUGACUCUCAGUCACCAUUUUAUUUAAUACAAUAAUUUGAAACAAGCAUUUUUUAACUGACUCUUUAAUAUGA
This is a messenger RNA of Megachile rotundata (alfalfa leafcutting bee), 3569 nucleotides long. RefSeq lists its product as uncharacterized. The record is from RefSeq and is a predicted model, not a curated record. NCBI's taxonomy places the organism in Eukaryota, Metazoa, Arthropoda, Insecta, Hymenoptera, Megachilidae.